CGAAGUCUGAAUCACGAGUCUCAAUCAUUCAUGGUUGCACCAAUGUGACGUGGCAUCAGUUGACGUCACCUCCCUCCACCUCUUCUUCCGCGAGACGCCUUUGAAAUGUGAUUUGCUAUCAGAGCCGUCAUUGUUCUGAUCACGUCGACAACAUGCCUUCACGUAAUGGCAACGCAAGCCAAAGAUCCAUGUCUUGCUGAUCCAUCUGCUAAGGUAGCUGGCCAGCUAGCCACAGUAAGUUGUUUGAUGGGACGUUGUUCAAAAAGAGAGAAGACACAAACAAUUGCAUUCUUUUUCUGUGGGAAUAUUUUUCUGCCGUGAUGAUGUCUCUUCGUUCGGCCGCAUUGGCCGUGGUCUUGGCGGGUAGUGCCUCUGCCUUCCUGAACCAUGGACUCCAACAACAAUCUCAGCAGUCCCACAAGCCAGUGGCAUUUGCGCGUUCAUCAGUUGUGGCUUCUCCCUUGUGGUCGACUGUGGCGAAUGAAGAAGAUACCACCACGGACGAAGAGACAGCUUCCGCGGAAUACAACAAGUUAAUGUGGCAACCCACCGAUAGCUUCAAGGAAAGCACGACCAUGUACAAAUUUCAACAAUCCGUGGGAAAGACUGAAUCGUAUCAAGACUUGUGGAAAUGGAGCGUCGACAACAGUGACGAGUUUUGGGUCAAGUUGAUGAACUUUUUGGAACUAGAGUACGAAGGCACUACUAGUCCUGUCAAGGAAGGAACCGUCAUGCCCGAUGUCACAUACUUUCCCAACCUAGAGCUCAAUUUUGCACAAAAUCUACUCCGCUAUGCACGAAAUGACAACAUGAAGAGCGAAGAAGCCAUUGUCAGUGCGAGCGAAGCACGCGACACCAAACGUUGGACGUUUGAAGAACUGGAACAAGACGCCAGUCGAGUGGCGGCAUCAUUGCGAGCUUUGGGUGUCACGAAAGAAGACGCCUGUGGGGCCUACUUGCCCAAUAUUGGAGAAGCCAUUGUGGCCAUGUUGGGUACCACUUCGACGGGCAGUAUUUGGACUUCCUGCAGCCCUGACUUUGGACCGCAAGCCGUCGCUGAUCGGUUCUCACAAGUCGCUCCCAAGGCGCUCUUUGUGGUGAAUGGUUAUGUCAGUAAGGGAAAGAAAAUCAGCAUGGUGGAUAAGGUGGAGGAAUUGGUCGAGUCGUUGCCGUCUCUGGAACGAAUCGUCGUAUUGGAACUUUUGGAUGGUGAAGACAAACCCGAAUGGACCUCGGACAAAGUCAAGGACAUUAUGGUGACCUGGGACGACUUUUUGGCCGAGAACAAUGACGAGGACGGAGCUGCUCCCGAACCAGAGUAUACAGCCGUGCCAUUUGCGCAUCCUCAGUUUGUGCUGUACAGUUCAGGAACCACGGGCAUGCCCAAAUCAAUUGCUCACGGGGCUGGCAACACACUCUUGCAACAUGCCAAAGAGCUCGUCUUGCAUUCGGAUUUGAGAGAAAAAGACCGCAUGCUCUUUUUCACAACCUGUGGAUGGAUGAUGUGGAACUGGAUGGCAUCCAGUCUCGUAGCUGGAGCCGCUGUUGUCACGUUCGAUGGUUUUGCCGCCUAUCCCAAGUUGUCGUCGCCAUGGGAUUUGGUAGCCGAUGAAAAGGUGACUCACAUGGGAACCACGCCGCGCUAUCUACAGUCUUGUCGCGCCCGCAUCCGACCCGGCGAAAACAACGACUUGGAAGCACUUCGUGUCGUCUUGUCGACGGGAUCGCCAUUGGCACCCGAAGAUUUCGACUAUGUUUACGACAAGGUCAAGAGUGAUAUCAUGUUGGCAUCCAUUUCGGGAGGAACUGAUAUUUGCUCCUGCUUUGCGUUGGGAAACCCUAUUUUGCCCGUGCGACAAUCAGAAUUGCAAGCUUUUGGAUUGGGGUUGGAUGUUUGUGCGCUGGAUAGAGAUACCGGAGACGCUGUGAUUGGCGAAAAAGGAGAAUUGGUCUGCAAAUCACCCUUCGUGGCCGCUCCUGUUUGCUUCUUUGGUGAUGACGGAAACAAAUCAAAGUACCGUGGUGCUUACUUCGAAGCCGGCAAUGACGACGAAGCCUAUGACAGUACCGGAUACUGGUACCACGGAGACUUGGUGGAAGUCACCGGCUCCGUAGGUGAUUGCGGUGGUGUUGUCAUCCAUGGACGUUCCGAUACCACGCUCAAGCCCGGCGGUGUCCGCAUUGGAACUGCUGAAGUCUAUCGAUUCGCCGAGGCCGUCGAUGUCGUCGAUGAUUCCUUGGUGAUUGGAGAUCAAAUCACUUCUGGGAAGCGUGCUGGGGAUGUUCGCAUUGUCCUAUUUGUGCAACUUGCCGAUGGCAUCGAACUGGAUGCAGAUAUCGAAGCCAAAAUUAGAGAGGAGAUUCGCGACGGCGCUUCCAGUGCCCAUGUACCUGCUCUGAUUAAGCAGGUGGAAAAGAUCCCCUACACCAAGUCCGGCAAGAAGGUUGAAUUGGCAGUGAGAGAUCUGUUUGCUGGAAGGGAACCCAAGAACAUGGGCGCACUACAAGAUCCUUCAGCCUUUGAUGAAUACCGCGCCAUGGCCGAAAAGGGCCUUUAGGUUUUCCAGAAGAAAGAGUUUUGAGCAAGACGCCAAUAAACUCUGGAGCUAUGCAUACAUGAGUUGAUAGAUGAGGGCGCAUUUUUGGAACACACACAGAUAGAAAAUAAUCUCAUUUUAGGAGGAACCAAAUCACCCCAAACGACAUCUAUCAGGUGUGAUUGGGCCAGUUACAAGAGUCCCCAAAUCUCUAGAGUAAGUACGGUACAGUUAAAGAAUCCGGGAUGGCUCCAGUUGCUGUUGUUGGUGCUGGACAUGGGCCUGGUGUUGGCUCAGGCGUAGGGCCACAAGUGGCACAAAUGGGGCGCAGUGAAGGGCAGGCCGACGGGCAGUUUGUAGUGGCAUAAUUUACUAGCAGCUCGAUAGUUCACGAGUGGCUGGGCCUUGGCUGGUGAUUGGUGCUUGUCCAGGUGUUGGGCAUGACAUUGUCCAGCACUCCAGAGUUGGUCGAGACAUUUGGGUCCAGCAUUCUGGACCAACGUACGCUGCUGUCCUUGUGAAGCUUCUGUCUGGCUAAAGAUAGGCACCUACAGGCUGAGGCUACCAACAGCCGGCAAUCUUUUUGGGAUCGAAGAUUGAAGAAAAAUGAGCUGCUGCGAGGUUUUCUGUUUGUUCGAUGU
Molecule: messenger RNA, 3178 nt
Organism: Seminavis robusta
Lineage: Eukaryota; Bacillariophyta; Bacillariophyceae; Naviculales; Naviculaceae
Source: the annotation of a GenBank genome assembly